Messenger RNA from Beta vulgaris subsp. vulgaris (sugar beet), 531 nucleotides. RefSeq lists its product as uncharacterized. The transcript has 4 exons. Lineage: Eukaryota; Viridiplantae; Streptophyta; Magnoliopsida; Caryophyllales; Amaranthaceae. The record is from RefSeq and is a predicted model, not a curated record. The coding region runs from base 1 to 531 and encodes 176 amino acids.
AUGGUUGACUGGGCCAUAAUUACACCCCUCAAUGAAGAUGCUGACAAGAUAAAUGAUAAGGUUGUUGAGAAGUUUCUCGGAGAAGGAAAAACAUACUAUUCGAUUGAUUAUGUUCUCGAAGAUAGGAGAAAUUUGUACCAGCAAGAGUUUUUUAAUUCAAUUUCAGCUUCGGGAUUGCCUCCUCAUGCUCUCACUCUGAAAUUUGGGGUACCUCUAAUGCUUUUGAGAAACAUCGAUCCUAAGAAUGGCCUUUGCAAUGCAGCACAAUUGCUUUGUCAUUCACUCAACGACCAUUUUAUAGAUGCUGAGAUUUUAACAGGGCAUUCUAGGGGAAACAGAGUUUUUCCGUUGAAGAGUGCUAAAGAUAUAAAGUUGCCAUUUGAGCUGGCUAGAAAGCAAUUUCCAGUAAAGUUCCAUGUUCAUGCCAAUCGUACUGAUAUGGUCUUCGGAUUAGUUCUGUAUGCUUCGCCAAUUGAGUCUGUUGGAGAAAACUCAGUUAAAAGAGAUUUCGCGAUAAUGGAUAAAACUUGA